Molecule: messenger RNA, 5100 nt
Organism: Anguilla anguilla (European eel)
Lineage: Eukaryota; Metazoa; Chordata; Actinopteri; Anguilliformes; Anguillidae
Gene: tgfbr2l
Product: transforming growth factor beta receptor-like
Exons: 7
Coding region: 170-1939 (589 amino acids)
Biological process (GO): transforming growth factor beta receptor signaling pathway; heart development; cellular response to growth factor stimulus
Cellular component (GO): plasma membrane; signaling receptor complex
Molecular function (GO): activin receptor activity; type I transforming growth factor beta receptor binding; ATP binding
Source: RefSeq, a predicted model, not a curated record
GAAUCUCAGCCAAAGACUCCGAGUCCAAGCAGCCCAUGUUAAAGUGCAUUUAAGUUUAAUAAAUGCUCGUUCAUCGCUUUCUCUCAUACACGUUCUCAAAAAGGGAAAAGGAGAGGGGCCGAUCGACAGGUUUUGAACAUUUAGUGCCGCUGUUGAUUCUGUCAAGAGAAUGGGGCGCUGCUCAGUCGUAACAUCUGUUCUUCUGUCUUUCUAUGCUCAGGCCCUGGCAUUUACAAACAUAAGGACCAACCUGUGCAGGUGGUGUGACUACACGGUCCCAGUGUGUGAGGACAGCGUGUGCUACAGCAACUGCUCCUUAAACUCCUUCUGCGUCCUGUCUGAGGAGAUCUGCGUGGCUGUAUGGAAGCAGGACAACGACAGCGUGAGCGUGCGGACGCUCUGCCACAACCCCAAGCAGCCCCUGGAGAACGUGGUGCUCUCCAACUACUCGUCGCCCGAAUGCGUGAUGGCGCGCCAGCCCGCGGAGGAGGGCCUGCUGUUCGUCUGCGGCUGCGUGGAGGAGCCCGAGUGCAACGACAAGCUCAUAUUCGACAAGGGCCCCAACGGGUUCUCCAAGCUCCGCAGUAAGGACGUCGUCCCCGUGGUGGUGAUAAGCCUGCUGCCGCCGCUGCUGGUGGCUCUCUUCGCCACUCUUGGGUUUUACCUGUACCGCACCCGCAGGCCCAGCAAGCAGCCCAAAGACUGGGCCCCCAAACGCACCCACUACCAGUCCCUGGAGGCCCCUGAGGGCCGAGGGGCCAGUGGAGUGCCACCCGGCGACUACCGCUGCAAGCUGCUGGGCCCCGGCGACGACGCCAGCUCCGAGGCCUCGUCCGCCCGCGCCAACUGCCUCAACCACAACACCGAGCACCUGCCCAUCCAGCUGGAGGCCCUGGUCGGGAAAGGGCGCUUCGCCGAGGUCUGGCGGGCGCGGCUCAACCACAGCGCCGCCGGCCAGUACGAGACGGUGGCGGUGAAGAUCUUCCCCGCCGUGGAGUACGCGUCCUGGCGAAAUGAGCGCGCCAUCUUCUCCGACGCCAACCUGCGGCACGAGAACGUGGUGCAGUUCCUGACGGCGGAGGAGCGGGGCGGAGCUGGGGGCGGGGACGGCGCGGGCCCCGCCCCCAGGCAGUACUGGCUCAUCAUGGCCUACCACGGGCUGGGGAACCUGCAGGACUUCCUGACGGGGCACGUGCUGAGCUGGGCGAAGCUGUGCGCCAUGGGGGGCUCGGUGGCGCGGGGCCUGGCACACCUGCACAGCGACUACGCGCCCUGCGGCACGCCCAAGGUGCCGGUGGCCCACCGCGACCUGAAGAGCAGCAACAUCGUGGUGAAGAGCAGCGGUGAGUGCGCGCUCUGCGACUUCGGCCUGGCGCUGCGGCUCGACCUGUCCCUCACCGUGGACGACUUCGCCAACAGCGGACAGGUGGGGACAGCACGCUACAUGGCACCAGAGGUACUGGAGUCCAGAGUUAACCUGGAGGACCUGGAGGCUUUCAAACAGAUGGACGUUUACUCCAUGGCCCUCGUCCUGUGGGAGAUGGCCUCCCGCUGUGAAGUCAUAGGGGAGGUGAAGAGCUAUGAGCCGGCAUUUGGGUCGAAGGUGUGCGAGCAGCCCUGCGUGGAGAGCAUGAGGGACCUGGUUCUGAGGGACCGAGGCCGGCCCGACAUCCCAACCAGCUGGAUGACACACCAGGGGAUGAAUAUCCUGUGUGCCACUAUCACCGAGUGCUGGGACCAUGAUCCUGAAGCCAGGCUCACGGCCCACUGCGUGGUGGAGCGCUUCAACAGCCUGGCCCAGGAGGAGGGGAGACAGGAGCUCAGCACUGACAGUGACCAGCUGGGUCCCCCCGCCCCGCCCACUCCCCACCCCCUGGGCGAACCCCCCGCCCCCUCCACAGAGGCCGACGCCCACAGCAGGCCGGUCGCUCAGGUCUGAGGGCCGUUCUCCCUCCAGACGUUAUAGAUCUCCCGUUGUUAAAGGAGCUGGUCUCCGCCACAGGUUUUAUUUCAUGUUUUGUUUAUUUGUGUUCCGUUUGGUCUUUGCCUUGCGUUCGUUUUGAUGGCCAUCCGUCAUUUACUCUUCUAAAUUUUUCAGUGAUGCUCGCUUGUCUACUGUGGAGGUAGUGAGGUGAUGUUAAGUAUUUUGUAAAUCCCCAAAGUGCUUUAAGAAAAAAUGAAAUACAUAUGUUCUUUGUAUAAUUUGCACUAUUACAAAAUUGAGAAAAACUGUCUAAUUGGAUUUAAAUUAGACAGUUUAUAUUCAUUUUAGGUCUCCUCAAGUUGUAUUUAAAAAUUCAAUCAAACAGUUGUUAUAUCUGUGAAUUAUAUUGAUCAAAUAUGAUUUGCACAGUGAUAUAUAAUAUACAUACAGUGAUCUCCAUAAUGUUUGGGACAAAGACAUUUUUUCCUGUACUCCACAAUUUUAGAUUUGUAAUGACACAAUUCAUGUAUGGUUAGAGUGCAGAUUCUUAACUUUUAUUAAAGGGUAUUGGGGGGCUAUAUAUAAAAAGUGCUGUAAUUUCUACAUGGUGAAACCAAAGUGCAUGAAAAUACCUUAUAAUGAGCUGACAAUGUGCACUUUAACCACAUGUAAAUUACAAAUCUAAAGUGGAGUGGAGUUCCGAGCCAAAUCAAGAAAAAAUAUAAAAAAUAUAAAUAUAAAAAAACAAGAGAAAACAGCAUAAUGUAAUCACUGGAUUGCUGUAUAAAUUUUUCUUAUUUAAGGUUUGUUAUAUUUUCCCCUCAGAAGUAUUUUCUACCUGUAUUGAAAUUAUGUCUGCACUAUUCGCCUGAUGUGGCAAAUAUGUUGCUUCUCCAAUAUCUUAAGCCCAGUGACAUUCUUUAAAGGUUGUGUGAGCUUCCCAGUGUUGGUUCCCAUUAGCAUAGCAUCUAAGAAUACAACAAUGAUUCUUUUCUCCUUUCAAUUUGAUUAAUCAAGGACCCAAAAUGAAAACGGCGUGUUUGUCGAAGGAAGCGCAUUCUACAGACUGUGGAUAAGUGAGGCUGAAUGUGUAAUUGAUAGAGGAAAGCGAAUUGAAGACUACAUCACUGUUCCUUGUUAAUGAGCAUGUUUAGUGUAGGGCCGCUUUCAACCUGUGCCAACUGUAAGCCCUGGGGAGGGCACAUCAAAUGUUUUUCAGCACUGGGAAAUGUUUCUCAGGAAUUCCAACAGCAACUCAAUUUUCCUGUUAAAUCUACAACCUGGGACACAUCCCCCUUCAAAGCGGUGUUUAUUUUCACGAUACAGCAUUAAAAAAAAAUUAACUCAGUUAUCUAAACUCCAAUUUGAGUUUGCCUCCUAAUUACAGAACACCUGUGACUGAAUUAUGAUUCAUUUGGCAUCAUUUUUGCUGAAUAUAUUCAGAAUUUAUCUGGUCUGUUGACAACGUAGCAGCACAUAUCAGUUCUGCACAACAAAGGUCUGUAAAGGAAUAUGUCAAACUUCAAAAAGCUUUAACUCAAUCAUUUGUCACAGAACGUUCUGAAAUAAGGGCACAUCCAGGAUUCUAUUUCCAGACAUUAGGCCACAAAUAAUUAAAUCUAUUUGUCUAGUCUAACCAAAUGAAUGGUGGCCUUGUCUUUUUAAGAGCAGGUCUUUCAUCAUGACAAACACACUGCUUUAAUUUGUCCAAGUUUGUAACAGGGAAUUGGUUUUGUGCAGCAAUUUAGACAUUACAUUGAUCUAUCCGAAGAACAAAAACACCAAUGCAAUGAAAUUUCACUCUUGUUAUUAUUUGAAGAAGCUAGAGACUUGUUUCCAAGACCUGAGAAUGACUCAAAAAACAUUUCCCUCCAAAUAAGAAUGUCCAGUCCUAACUGCAGGCCCAUCAUAUUGCACUGUGUCCUUGGCACAUGUAUGAGGUGGUCAUGCGAGCAGGCUGCUGCCACUGCUUUAACCAUUUUAAUCCACCAUCUGUGCUGCGCAGUGGCUGUGCUGCAUGACAGCGCAGCUGAGGCAGCUGAGACAGCUAGCGCAGAUGACUGCAGGCACCCGACUGGAGUCACUCUUGUGCAGUGAAGCACACAACACCCUGCUGACUAGAAUACUCCCUCUUUGGGCUCCACUAACAGUCAUUGCUCAUCCUCUCGAGGAACUUCUAACCCCAGUUGGCAUGGGAACAGGAUACAAUCUGGAUCCGGAGAUCCUGAGCCACAUCACUGCACUGAAGGAAAAAGCGGCUCUCAAUCGAGGGGUGGGUCUCUCCACAGUGCAAUCCAAAGCCAUUCAGACAUGUAUUUCCUUGCAAGCUUGUAUCAUUAUGAACUGUUAAGAACCACUCAUCUAUGCUACUGUACUGGACAGAGGAGUCACACUGUAUAUGACAAAUGAGUGUGAAGCCACAAUCAAGCUUAUUUCAAAUGCACAGCUGGUAAUGAAUUAUCAUUCUUCCAUUGAAAUGUCCUGCAUAACUUGCUUUAGGCCAGGGCUGCCUGGUAUUAUCCAAAAAGGGCCGAUGUGGGCACAGGUUUUUGUUUUAGCCCAGCACUAAAUCACCUGUUCUACUUACUGAGGUCAUGACCGAAGACCGUGAUUAGCUGUUAAAAAGGUGUCGUUGUGCUGGGCCAAACAAAUACCUGCAUCCACACUAUAGCGUACGACUUACACACUUAUAUCAUACACUGUUUGGGUGUAAGCGUGUGCCAUCAUUCAAAUUCAUAAGUCAGUCCCUGUAAAUGUUAUAUUGUUAAAAUGUGCUGUGGAAGGACCUAAGAAACAAAUGUGUUUGUAAUGUAAUGAGAACUCCUCCACCGAAAAGCUUUCUUUCAAAGGCACCUAGUGCCACAAUCUGUUCAGCCCUGCUUUCCUUCUCAUCUUUGUAAUAUGAACAAUGUAAAACCCAAGGAAGACUUGUGGUUGGACAUGCCCCAGAAUGAUAAAUCGGCCACACACCAGGGCAACUGAAUGUCCUUACAAUUUACAACAUCAUUGUCUCUGUGCUUAGAUACGUCUCGAAGAGACCAGCCCCGUUUAUAUCAGUUCAUUUUACUGAAAAGAGGUUGAAGCAAGAGCAAUGUUCAAGCAUGUGUUUGUAGAUAUUGUGAACUGGUGUCACAACUGUAAAUUCUGUGUAUAUUUUAUAAACUGUUCAUGUAUCA